Molecule: messenger RNA, 393 nt
Organism: Aspergillus pseudotamarii
Lineage: Eukaryota; Fungi; Ascomycota; Eurotiomycetes; Eurotiales; Aspergillaceae
Gene: pfy1
Product: profilin
Exons: 5
Coding region: 1-393 (130 amino acids)
Cellular component (GO): cell cortex
Molecular function (GO): actin monomer binding
Source: RefSeq, a predicted model, not a curated record
AUGGGUGCGCACUCUGCAGUUUGGCAAGGUACGAUUGAAGUACCCUUGAUGGGAUCCGGCCAAUUUGACAAGGCUGCCAUUCUGAGCUACGACCUUUCCGGCACCGAGGCUUACUCUCCCGGCUUCACGAUCAGCACCGAAGAGCUCCAGGGCCUCGUUGCCGCCUACAAGGAUAGUGGUGCGACGAUGCAAAAUGGUUUCAAGGUCGGCGGAGAGAAGUUCCUCGCUAUUAGAGCUGACGACCGCAGUCUAUACGGAAAGAAGGGCAAGGAGGGUAUUAUCGUUGUGAAGGCCAAGUCCUGCGUCAUGAUCGCCCACCACCCCGAGUCUAUCCAGACCACCAACGCCGCAACCGUUGUCGAGAACCUUGUUGACUACAUCAACAAGUACUAG